This is a messenger RNA of Eurytemora carolleeae, 3474 nucleotides long. Its product is annotated as neprilysin-2. The transcript has 30 exons. The coding region runs from base 101 to 2470 and encodes 789 amino acids. The record is from RefSeq and is a predicted model, not a curated record. Gene Ontology annotation, cellular component: plasma membrane. Lineage: Eukaryota; Metazoa; Arthropoda; Copepoda; Calanoida; Temoridae. Gene Ontology annotation, biological process: protein processing. Gene Ontology annotation, molecular function: metalloendopeptidase activity.
AAAUUCAAAUGAAUAAGUAACGUUAGAUAACAAGAGGAAGGUGCAGGAGAUCAAUUAAUUAAACAAGGAAUAAAUCAAUCCAAUAACAGAUAUCCAAGAGAUGCCGUUCAAGGCUGAAUCUCAGACGACUCUAGCGAGUAAAUCAGGGGCUGUAGAGAAAGCUAUGCAAAUGGAAAUUAAGAAGGUGCCCUGGUGGAACAAAAGAACAAGAAUGGAAAGAAGAUUUUUUCUUAUCACAGGUGUACUAGGUGUACUGUGUGUUGGUCUGAGUAUUGCUAUUAUUCUAUUAGCCAGAGGGAAAAAGAAUACGGGUCCUGAACACAGGUUUCAGUUUGGUGCUGAUGAUAUUAGGCCCGCCUAUCAAACAUCAUCAGAACUACUUGCAGAUGAACCUAAAGUGACCAGUCACCCUGUUAAUUCAAAUAUGUGUACAUCAAAGGGUUGUAUAAGUACAGCUGCUGAGGUCAUGCAGAUGAUGGAUGAGAAGAUAGAUCCAUUUUUCUACAGUUUUGCAUGUGGUCGAUAUAUAGAAGAAACAGUAAUCCCAGACGAUAGAACACGAACAUCAAUGUUCUCUGUUCUUGGAGAUAAACUAGAAGAACAGGUUCGAGGUCUACUAGAAGGAGAGUUUAAACCUGAUGAACCAAAACCCUUCCAAAUGGCUAAAUCUGUUUUCCAGUCGUGUAUGAAUACAGACCUCAUCGAGGAACUAGGUAUUGAACCUUUACACAAACUCUUGAAACAGCUUGGAGGUUGGCCAACCCUAGAGGAGGAUACCUGGACAGGAGAAGGAUUUAAAUGGUAUGAGUUGAUAUAUAAAUUCCGAAACUUGGGCUACUCGGUUGAUUACCUGGUGGAUUUCUCAGUUACUACAGAUCUUAAAAAUUCAUCCUACAGAGUAUUGGAUUUGGAUCAGCCUGGAUUAGGAAUGGCUCGAGAAUAUUUGAUGAAGGGAGUAGAGGACAGCGAUGUAAAGGCAUAUUAUGACUACAUGUUGGAUGUAGCAAACCUGAUGGGAGCAGACCCUGAGCUGGCGGCUAAAGAAAUGAAAGAAGUUUUAAACUUUGAAAUACAGUUGGCUAAUAUAUCUCUACCCAGAGAGGAGAGAAGAGAUGCUUCCAAACUGUACAAUCGAAUGAUGAUCAAGGACCUGUCCAGCCUGGACCCAAACACCCCCUGGUUGGAAUACAUCAACAACCUCCUGAACGGAACCGUUACAGUUGAUGAGAACGAAGUUAUUAUUGUUGAUGUUCCAGAGUAUAUUAAAAAGUUCAGCGUACUGAUUGAAGAGACACCCGUCAGGAUACAGGCGAACUACAUGAUGUGGAGGUCAGCUGCGUCAUCAAUGGGUUUCCUCACUGAAGCAGCAGAUAAGAUUGCAUUGAAGUUUUCUAAGAAACUUACAGGGAAAAGUGAGGAGCCUCCACGUUGGCGAAAAUGUGUUUCUGCCGCGUCCGGUUCUCUCUCGAAUGCUGUAGGAUCUCUGUAUGUAAACAAAUACUUUAAAGAGGAUGCGAAGGCCUCUGCGGUUGAAAUGGUAAAAUUAAUCCGAGAGGAAUUUAUGCAGAUGCUUAGUGAGGUAGAUUGGAUGGAUGAUAGCACUAAGGAUCGAGCAAAAGAAAAAGCACGAGCUAUGGUGGAACAUAUUGGAUAUCCAUCUGAGUUGCUUGAUAUGUCUAAGUUGACUGAUCUAUAUGCUGGCCUGGAAUUAUCACCUGAUGCGUAUCUACAGAAUGCGCUGAAUAUGACAAUAUUUGGAACAAACUACGCAUUUUCAAAACUCAGGGAAAAGGUGAAUAAAACUGACUGGGUGAGACAUGGACAACCCGCUGUAGUAAACGCUUUCUAUUCUCCUUUAGAAAAUUCAAUUCAGUUCCCAGCUGGUAUUCUUCAGGGAAUAUUCUUCUCUGCAGAGCGGCCCCGGUAUAUGAACUACGGAGCUAUAGGUUGGGUUAUUGGACAUGAGAUCACGCAUGGAUUUGAUGAUCAGGGUAGACAGUUUGAUCUAGAUGGAAACCUAGUAGACUGGUGGCAUCCAGAAACUAAAUCUAGUUAUCUGAAGAAAGCGGAAUGUAUAAUUGAGCAGUAUGGGAAUUAUACUAUUCCUGAUCUUGAUAAUCUAGCAGUUAACGGUCUUAAUACCCAGGGAGAAAAUAUUGCAGACAAUGGAGGUAUAAAGGAAGCAUACAGAGCAUAUAAUGCCUGGGUAGCUAAGAAUGGUCCUGAACACCAACUCCCUGGACUAGACUUUACUCCAAACCAAAUGUUUUGGGUUAGCGCAGCUAACGUCUGGUGUGCUAAAUAUAGACCACAGGCGAUGAAAUUACGAGUUAUGACGGGAGUACAUUCUCCCGACCAAUUCAGGGUUCAGGGACCCUUUUCCAAUAUGGCUGAGUUUGCAGCUGACUGGAGAUGCCCAGAGGGUUCCAGAAUGAACCCUGUUAAGUCGAGCAAGUGCAAGGUCUGGUAGAUACAUCAACUGAAUUUAGAUUCAAGAUCAACUGAAUUUAGAUUCAAGAUCAGCUGUUUGAGAUUCAAAAUCAGCUGUUUGAGAUUCAAGAUCAGCUGUUUGAGAUUCAAGCUCACCUGUUUGAGAUUAAAGAUCAGCUGUUUGAGAUUCAAGCUCACCUGUUUGAGAUUCAAGCUCACCUGUUUGAGAUUCAAGCUCACCUGUUUGAGAUUCAAGAUCAGUUGUUUGAGAUUCAAGCUCACCUGUUUGAGAUUCAAGAUCAGUUGUUUGAGAUUCAAGCACAGAUGUUUAAGAUUCAAGACCAGCUGUUUGAGAUUCAAGAUCAGCUGUUUGAGAUUCAAGAUCAGCUGUUUCAGUUUCAAGAUCAGCUGUUUCUAAUUUAAGAUCAGCUGUUUGAGAUUCAAGAUCAGCUGUUUCAGUUUCAAGAUCAGCUGUUUCUAAUUUAAGAUCAGCUGAUUAUUUUGUUUUAUUGUCAGACGAUUACAAAUCUUUGACCAGCUGAUCAAAUUCUUUCUAUCGGCUGAUUACAAAGCUGUUAACAUGGAUGAAUCAGCUGAUUUAAUCUUGUUUGUCAGCUGAACUAUGUUAUUUUGAACAACUACAAAAAAUUGGCCUUAAAAGUAUUUGACAAAGCCUUAAUCGCCAAAAAUUACAUUCAUUAUGACCCGGUCAGGAGCCAUACAUGCAUGUACACAAAUGUUUGUAUCCAUGUACAUAUUAAGUGAUAUGUACUCUUUACAAUGGUAUUUUCCCUGACUAGUAUUACAAUAUAUUUACACUGUUAAUACUCCUCAGUAGACAGAUAUUUUGCCAAAAAAACAAGAUAAAGACAAAUCUUAUCCAAUCCGUCCAUUCAGAUUUUUUUAAUGUUUAAAGUAUAUUUUAUCUUUAUUUAUCAAUGUGAACUAUAUCCCACUGAAUUGAUAUAUUACACAGCACUUGUUUUUUAAACUCUAUUUAAUCUUUAUUUUAAAUCCUUUAUAACACUCUAUAUGUAUUAUUAU